AUGGGAAAUUGUAAUAUUAAUGAGUAAAAGGAAGAUCUUAUGGAAAAUAAUGGUAUUGAGAGUAAUUGAAAUAUUAGUUGUUUCCGUAUAGAAUUUUUAAUUUAUUGAUGCAAUUGGAAGAGGUGGAUUUGGAAAAGUAUGGAAAGUUAGAUAAAAGAAAAAUAAGUAAUUUUAUGCUUUAAAAGUGAUGUCAAAACCAAAGUAAUUAAUAAUAAAAAUAUAGAAUCAUAUAAAAGAAGUCAGUGUAAUCUGUAAUGAAUGAAAAGACAUUAUUGAGUGGAUUGAAGCAUAAGUAUUUAUAAAAAUAGAAAAAAGUUUUCUGAUAAAUAUGUAAUAUUCUUUCCAAGAUCGAGAAUAUUUAUAUUUAGUAAUGGAUUUAUUAUCUGGUGGAGAUUUGAGAUACCAUAUAGGAAGACACAGAAAAUUUAAUGAAGAAUAAACAAGUAUAUAAAUAAAAUGUAAAGGAUAGAGUUUUUUUGUGGAUGUAUGAUAGUAGCAUUAGAUUAUUUACAUUAAUAAGGAAUAUUACAUAGAGAUUUAAAGCCAGAAAAUUUAGUAUUUGAUAGUAAUGGUAUGAUUGUUUAAUUUUUUAAAGAACAGGAUAUCUUAGAUUAACAGAUUUGGGAAUAGCAAGAAUUUGGAAGCCAGAGAAUUCAUAAGAUACAAGUGGAACUCCUGGAUAUAUGGCUCCAGAAGUUAUGUGUAGUAAUUUAAUAUUGUUAAUAAAAAGGACAUAAUCAUGGUGUAGCAGUUGAUUAUUUUGCAUUAGGAGUUAUAGUAUAUGAAUGCAUGUUAGGUAGAAGACCUUAUUUAGGAAGAAGUAGAUAAGAAAUUAGAGAAUAAAUGCUUGCUAAAUAAGCUGUUAUUAAAAGAUAAGAAAUUCCUCCAGGAUGGACUUUAGAAGCUGCUGAUUUUACUAAUAAAGUAUUUAUGUUUUUAUUCAUAUUUUUAUUAGCUAUUAUAAAGAAAACCAUAAAAUCGAUUAGGAAACAAUGGUCCAGAUGAAGUGAAGGAACAUCCUUGGUUUAGAGAUUUUAGUUGGGAAAAAUUAAUAACUAAAUAGAUUAUUGCUCCAUUUAUACCUAAUGUUCUAUAUUUUAAUAUAAUAAUAUUAGGGUAAUGAAGAUAAUUACCUUCCUUCUGAUAGCAGACGAGAUUCUGAUGAUUCUAUUAAUGAAGAAUAAUAAAUUAUGCUCAGAAGAAAUUCUGUUUAAAGUAUAAAUUAUUUUAUUUAUUAGAUCUCUUUAAUGGAUAUGAUUUCGAUAAUAAUACUGUUAGUGUUCCAAGCAGUUAAAUUAUUGUAUCGAGUACUUCUUCAUCUCGAAUCACCAAAUAACCAACAACUACUAACACACCAAAAUCAUCUAAGUUAGUAUAAAAAUUGAAAAAUUGAUUCACAUUUUUUUUGCCUUUUAUAUAUUAAUAGGCCC
Molecule: messenger RNA, 1430 nt
Organism: Paramecium sonneborni
Lineage: Eukaryota; Ciliophora; Oligohymenophorea; Peniculida; Parameciidae
Source: the annotation of a GenBank genome assembly